Molecule: messenger RNA, 2054 nt
Organism: Bicyclus anynana (squinting bush brown)
Lineage: Eukaryota; Metazoa; Arthropoda; Insecta; Lepidoptera; Nymphalidae
Exons: 5
Coding region: 547-1452 (301 amino acids)
Source: RefSeq, a predicted model, not a curated record
GACAAAGGGGCAGGGGCCGCGGGAGGGGCCAAUCCGAAUGAAACGGUUUAUAUAGACCGCGUGGACGCAAACCAAACCAGUUUUACUCAACGAGGUAAACAAAACAUAUCAGAGGGACAUCCAAGUUUUCGCCAGGCGAUUGACCUCUCGACAAUGGAUACGUUAAAUAUAAAACCAUUAAGUCAGGAACUAGAGUGGUCUCUGGAUGCGCCAAGCGGCGUUGGAGCCACUCGGGAGCUGGUUGACCAAGCUCCCACCGCCAUGGCCUGCAGCUCUGGGGAGGAGAGGAAGAUCCGCCGCGUCACCGGCCGCUGGGGAGCCGAGUGGUUGAGCUGACUCGGCUCCGGGACUUCCAAACCCGCCGACCAAUGGCCGGCGGACCAUCCCCUGCCGUUCCCCCGGUGGGGGGCCCCGCGCCCAGCUUUGCACCUCACCCUCCACCAAUACGAGGAUCUGGUCGCCAAAGCCGAGGCGUUGCUGAGCCGACUCGUGGUCAACGAACACUACGAUUCCGUUAACAACUUCAUCUCCUUGUACGACGGUUACAUGGCUUCACCUGAUGACAACUUGUUAGAGUUCUACCAGAAAUAUAACCCACCUAUCCGCCCCCACAAAAACACUUGUGUCGGAUUAGCCAUGGAGACCAUGAAAUGUCUGAAGGUGCUCGAGAACGACUUCCCGGGGAUAACGAAGUCGAUGAUGGUGGUGUCGUGUGAUGAGAACAUCCAGGACUUGUUGGACUACACGACGUCGUUCCCUGGCCCGCAAGGAUUCUUGAUCGAGACGGAGAAGGACCAUGUGAUGAUGGUGUGCCAUGUGAGGGUGGCAGGCAGACCCGGAGUGUUCCUGUCUGACCUGGGGUACCAUAUUUCGCGAGUCGUCACCGUUAUGGCUGACCGUUGUUACCCGCAUACAGGCUGGUUCACCCAAUCAGACGAGCCUCACUGCCGCAAGCAGUACAACUACCAGUUCAACCUGCACAACCCCAACUACAUCGAGUGGCACGAGCGGGAGACCAGGGGAGACAAGGUCAAGGAGCGACUGUCGCUGGUGUACGUCGCUAAAGCCUACCUCACCGCCGUCGCAGUGACUGAGAAGAGGAACCUGGUGUGGGAUAUGAAGAGUCUUCUAGGCAGAAAUCCCAAAGGCCACUUGACAGCCGGUAUCUACUUUAUAUCCAAGAAGAAAGACACGCAGUUUACAAUGUUCUAUGACGGUCUCAACGGCAAGCAGAGAAAGAAGUUCAAGUUUGAUACCUUCUUGGAAGUGCAGAAGAUACCAGAUGAGGUAGUAAACGAUGUGGAGGAAUGCAACGACCAGCUGCGUCUCCGAGACGGGGAACUGCUUUCUUUGCUGAAGAAGCUCGCCACCAUCAUGAGCGACGAGGAGUUCAUGGACGAACUACUGGAAAUAAACGACAAGGUCGUGCAACUCUCCGCCGGGGAAAAAUAAACAUCUCAGCAGUUAGACAUGGGCGUAGCAACUUAGGGGUUUGUUUUUAGGGUAGACCUUAGACACGGAAGAUUAGAGGCUAUUUCAACAUUCCUUUGUGAAAUCAUAAAUAUCGAUUGUAGUGUAUUUUUCGAAGUUUUAAGGAGACUUGAUUUGAUUUGAGAAAAUACAUCGAACUCAUCUGGUUUCACUACCUCCUGAUGAGUGUAAUAUGGCUUAUUCACAAGUUUUGUCCAUGCCGUUUGACACAAAGUAAGAAAAAACAUGCGUUUAGACUAUCUGAGACUUGUGAAACGGUGGUGAAACUGACUUAGUCUCUCUUAUUAUUUAGUAGUUAGGAGGAAAGUUGAAGAAUAGUAAUAACUAAAGGACACAUUGCAUAUUAGUCUUAGUUUGUAAUAUUUUGGGGUAUUUUGUAGUUACGCCCUAUGUCGAAACUGUCUGAAGAUUGAAGUGUUAACGGAAUCUUAUAAUAUCAUUAAUUUCAAGCACUUUAUUAUAGUAGUAACUAGUAGUGUUGUAGUGUCAUCAUGUGUAUUAUUAUACUCACCAUUUAGUUAGCGAAUCGGCUCAUUCGGGGAAUAAAAUUUAAAAAAUCCAAA